UUUCAAUUCAAACUUUUGACUUAAUCUCACAACAUGCCAGCAAAGGCGUUCAGUGCAAAGCAAAAGAAAAAGCAGCUGCAGGACAAGCGCGCGCGCAAGCGUGAAGCUGGCGGCGGCGACGAUGAUGACAACGACAGCAACACCAAUGACAACUACAACGACAUCCAUCACAACAUUGACAGUGCUGCGAACGGCAGUGACGGCAGUGCUGGGCACGACGAUCCGGACGCCGCUGAUGCUCAAGUGGCCCAGAACGACAGCCACGAGGACGAAGACAACCAGGCGUCGACAACAGCGCGCGCCUCAAGCAGCAUUGGCAACCGUAGCAGACAUGCACAUCACGCACAUGGACCGGCGCGCGGUGGCAAAGGGCAAGCCCAGCGACGUAGCGGUACCAACGCGGCGGAUGCUAAAGUGUCAUCAUCGUCAGCCACUCUCGCACGAGGCGAUCGCAGGCGAGCUGCAGGAAACGCGGCUGGCGUUAUAGAUCUGGAUGCAGGCGCUUCAACUUCGGCCAGUGCUGGCGGCGACGCUGCCAACUCGGUGCGAGUGAAUCGGUUGAAUGCGCAACCAGUCUCCAAGUCGCUCCGGAGCUCGCUCUAUGAUCCCAAUCGCUACAACUUGCAUUUCGAAAAGGAGAGCAAAGCCGAGAUUGAGAGGCGAAAGGCCGUUUCGCGAGAGCCACUCAAGCCAAAGCCCGUGACUGAUCUUGAAGUGGAUCUGGACGACAUCUACAAGCCUGGCAGCUUGAUUGACAUGCCGAAACGCCCCGCCUGGGACUACACGCACACCGAGUCCAAAGCCGAUCUGCUGCGCCGCGAGGAAGUGCGCUUCCGUCAGUACCUCGAGGCGAUCUACGCCAAGUAUUCUGUGGACGAGCUGAGCUACUUUGAGCACAACAUCGAGACGUGGCGCCAGCUCUGGCGCGUGAUUGAGAUUUCAGACAUUAUCCUGCUGAUUACCGACAUUCGCCACCCCGCCUUCCACAUGCCACCCUCGCUGUACCAGCACGUGGUCAAGGAGCAAGGCAAGCACUUAGUACUCGUGCUGAACAAGAUUGAUCUUGUUUCCCCCGUUGUCACCUCCGCCUGGAUCAAGUACUUUCGCGAAAAGUUUCCCGAGCUCCACAUUGCGGCCUUUUCGUCCUAUCCCGAGUGGGCAGUCCAGGACAUUCGUGAUGUCUUCCGCAAAAAACGGGCAAGGAUUGGCAAGAAGCGCAUGCGCGCGAUCGGCGUGGAGCAAGUGCUUGGUGCAUGCGCUCACUUGGCCAUCAACAAGAGCGCGGGACAGAUUGACUGGACGCAGCAGCUAAAGUCGGCGGGUGUCGACCCAGCUGCUGCGCUUGCAGCGGCCUCUGGCGCGGAUGCGUUUGCAAACCUCAAGCUUGCCGACAAUGACGACGAGUCCAACGGAGACCAAGACAACGAUAACGAGCUGGAGGAUGACGACAAUAGCGACUCUGAUGGUGAAUUGGAUGAGCUUGCGCUGGGUGUCGUGGACGACGAUGAGCGGACUGUUCACAAGGAUUUGGUGACGAUUGGGUUUGUUGGCUACCCCAACGUCGGCAAAUCCUCGUUGAUCAACGCAAUCAUGGGCAAAAAGGUCGUGAGCGCUUCCCGCACGCCUGGCCACACCAAACACUUCCAGACCAUCUUUCUCACUCCGCAAGUCCGGCUGUGCGACUGUCCUGGUCUUGUGUUCCCGUCAUUGGUUCCGAAGCAAGUGCAGAUUCUGGCUUCCAUCUAUCCGAUCGCUCAAGUCAGCGAACCCUACACCGUCAUCAAGUUUUUGGCCGAACGCGUCGACCUGAUCCGCCUGCUUGAUUUGCAGCAGCAUCCCGACCCCGACGAGAAUGCCAAGCCCAACCCCGUGUGGUCUGCGUGGGAUAUCUGCGAAGCUUGGGCCGAGAAGCGCGGAUACCGCACGGCAAAGGCUGCGCGACUCGAUGUGUACAGGGGUGCCAACAGCUUGCUGCGCUUGGCUGUGGAUGGUCGAAUCGUCCUUUCCAUGAAACCGCCAGGCUUCUACGCGCAGCACAAAGACCAGAUUGAGCGCGAAGGUCUUGCCCCGAUGCCAGUCAAGUUUAGCACAUUUGCGUCCAAGGAGCAUGAAAAGCGAGUGCAGGAGCAGAUCCGAGAUCACAGGGCAGCCGAGAGUGAAGAGGGCGACGACAGCGAAGAAGACAGCGACGGUUCCAGCAACGAGGACACUGAUGACGAGCCAGCCGCAAGUACUACCAAGGCAUCACGAGCUGCGCCCAAAGUCUCGAAUGCUUUUGCAUUGCUUUCCGAUGAGAUGGAUUGAAAGCGUUCUUCUUCCAACCCAAUUUGAACGGACAUGUUGUCGCAAUGAUAAUUUGGUUUUAAUAACAAAUACAAACAACGUCUUGAUAUUACAUUGGCC
This is a messenger RNA of Capsaspora owczarzaki ATCC 30864, 2403 nucleotides long. RefSeq names its product HSR1 protein. Gene Ontology annotation, molecular function: GTPase activity; GTP binding. The transcript has 8 exons. The record is from RefSeq and is a predicted model, not a curated record. Lineage: Eukaryota; Filasterea; Ministeriida; Capsasporidae. Bases 34 to 2304 code for a protein of 756 amino acids.